CCAUUCACCCCUUCUCUUUCUCAUCAGUCCCAUCUACUUCCAUUAGUUCACCACCUCUCACCACCCACUCUCUUUUUCCUCAUUCCUUUUCCAAUGCCCGCUCCCUCUCAAUUUCUGCAGCCGCCACUCUUCAAUCAUCUCUCUCUCCCACCCCUGCAGAGGGCCAGGAGAAUAGUGGGAUUCCAAUGAAGGGCUCCAAGGUUCUUUUAAAAGGGAUGAGAUACCAUGAACUCGAGAAAUGGGUUCAGUCUCAUGGUUAUAGGCCUGCUCAGGCUUUGAUGUUAUGGAAACGCCUCUAUGGAAAUAAUAUUUGGGCUCACUACAAUGAAGAAAUGGAAGGCUUGAACAAGGACUUCAAGGGGAUGUUGGCUGAACACGCUGAAUUCAAGGCAUUACAUUUUAAGGAUAUGCUCACAGCAUCUGAUGGAACCAAGAAGAUAUUAUUCACAUUGGAUGAUGGGCUGGUGAUAGAAACUGUUAUCAUUCCUUGCCGUAGGGGCCGAACCACUGUAUGUGUUUCCAGUCAAGUAGGCUGCGCGAUGAAUUGCCAGUUUUGUUACACUGGAAGAAUGGGAUUAAAACGAAAUUUGUCUGCUGCUGAGAUAGUGGAGCAGGCCGUUUUUGCAAGGCGCCUUCUGUCGCGUGAAGUUGGCACCAUAACCAAUGUUGUAUUCAUGGGAAUGGGUGAACCACUUCACAAUAUCGAGAAUGUUAUAAAAGCGGCAGACAUAUUGGUAGAUGAGCAUGGCCUUCAUUUCAGUCCUCGGAAGGUCACGAUUUCAACCAGUGGGCUUGUUCCUCAAAUAAGACGUUUCCUUAAAGAGUCUAACUGUGCAUUAGCUGUCAGCUUAAAUGCUACAACAGAUGAGGUGAGAAACUGGGUCAUGCCGAUUAACCGCAAGUAUAACCUACGGUUGCUUCUGGACAUGCUCCGCGAGGAACUUUGUUUGAAACACAACUACAAGGUCUUGUUCGAAUACGUAAUGCUUGCAGGAGUUAACGACAGCAUUGAAGACGCCAAGAGGUUGAUCGAGCUAGUCCAGGGCAUUCCUUGCAAGAUCAAUCUCAUCUCUUUUAAUCCUCAUUCUGGGUCACAGUUCAAGCCGACCAGUGAAGAGAAGAUGAUUCAGUUUCGUAAUAUCCUUGCCGAAGCAGGUUGCGUCAUAUUUCUAAGACUGAGUAGAGGCGACGAUCAGAUGGCUGCCUGCGGCCAGCUUGGGAAGCCAGGUGAAAUCCAGGCUCCCGUGCUCAAAGUCCCGGCUAAAUUUCAAACUGCCGUCGAGGCUUCGGCUUGAACACAAUAUUUGGUUGUUUCUUGGCUCCCAGCUUAGACAAAUUCUCAUCCUGAAAUCUAAAGGAUGCAUGCUUUUAUUUGGUUUCAACUGUUUGGUUGCUGAUGCCAGUUUGAGGUAGUUCAUUAAUUAAUUGCAUAAUGCUUUUUUCC
Messenger RNA from Sesamum indicum (sesame), 1444 nucleotides. RefSeq names its product Radical SAM superfamily protein. Gene Ontology annotation, molecular function: RNA methyltransferase activity; iron-sulfur cluster binding. Lineage: Eukaryota; Viridiplantae; Streptophyta; Magnoliopsida; Lamiales; Pedaliaceae. Gene Ontology annotation, biological process: rRNA base methylation; tRNA methylation. The record is from RefSeq and is a predicted model, not a curated record.